Molecule: messenger RNA, 2353 nt
Organism: Oncorhynchus mykiss (rainbow trout)
Lineage: Eukaryota; Metazoa; Chordata; Actinopteri; Salmoniformes; Salmonidae
Gene: cd302
Product: CD302 molecule
Source: RefSeq, a predicted model, not a curated record
UCACAUGUGAUAUCUCAAUUGGCCCAAGAGGGGGGCGCGCUGCAUCAUUCGUGGGGGACGAGAUGUUUUUUGUUGCCUUGCUUUUUGUUUAGUUUUGUAUGUUGUUUCCGGAAGUUAGAGGGUGUUAAAAGUUUUGGAUUUCCACCUUUUGUUUUCUGAGUACAGUAGUGGGCGGCAACAGAGAUACUUUUGAGGAGAUAGGAAACUCCUUGGAAUCAUAUUUACGUCCGCUGUGUACGUUUCCCGUUCGUAAUAUCUCUGGCGGCAACACAACUUUUCAGGAAGUAGUCCGUCCUAAUACCACACCGAAGAAGAACAUUUUGGAGCCAUGAUUUGGAGCUUGCGAACAUGGAGUCACUGAAGGAAUGUCGUCUUUGCCCCAUAUAUUUAUGCAAUUUCCUUUUUGUUGUUGUUUGUUGGCAAUCUACUCAAGCUGGUGACUGUCCUGCAGAUGGGCGCACCUGGGUGCCUUUCAGACAAAGAUGCUACCACUUCGUCCAUGGAGAAGAAGAUGUGGCAAAAAGCUAUACUAUUGACGCUGCGAAAAACAUCUGCUCAGGAUAUGAACUGUUGAGUGUCCAAAGUGCAGAGGAGAAUAAUUUCAUCACCAAGUACAGUCCGCAGGUGUGGAAAGGCAACAUGCACGUGUGGUUGGGCAUGUAUUAUGACAGUGAUGAUGAGGACUUUAAGUGGCAAGAUGAAACGGGUCUGAGCUUUAAUAACUGGGGGAAUAACUCCAGUGAGUCUGAAUUGAUUCCCAUGGACACCUGUGUGGCCAUGCACAGCAGCACAGGGGAGUGGAUGAAAGUCAGCUGUGUCGAAAACCCAGAGAAUGGCGUGGUCUGUGAAACUGCUGAAAAGAAGGAUGGCAAACUUGCUCCCAGUCCACUGCUUUCAGCUCUGGUAAUUCUCAGUGUGAUCGGAAUCAUGGGGAUCUCUGCAGUCUUUUGGUUCCUGCACCAGAAGCACCAACACGGUACCGUCCUCACGUCAUUCGAGUACCACCCCCCGUUCAGGUCUCCCACCUCUGACGAGGCCUGCCUAGUGGAGACUGAUGACAUGGCUUAGUGGGAAGUCCUCUUAGAUUAUGCUGUGUGCAGUCACUCUUGGAGGAGAGGACUCGGAGAGAAAAAGGUGACCUUAAUUGAGGCGGGUUCCAUUGUCCAGGAGAGAUGAUUUGACAGAUAAAAUAACAUACUGCGAUGGAAUGACACGUGGCAAAACUUUUAUCACCAACUAGAGCCACCGUCUGCUUAGGUCCUUUACACCAUUGCCUGUGUGAAUGGGCUCCCUUAUGGAUAUUGGGUCCGUCUGCUUUUUGAAGAUGUAUUAUUUUAAUUAUGGAUGUUUGUGUUUGCCGAACAGGAUCCUAAUGAAAGUGUGUUUUCAGAAAACUUUCCUUCAGAAAAUCCUGGUUUCAUAGUUCAGGGUGCCCUAAAGUCCAUUACUGUGAAUGUAGACUAUCAUUUGCUUGCAGUUAGAAUUAAUUCAAUAUUGAAUUGUGAGAAUCGCUGUUUUCAAUCUUCAAAGACAUUCGGUCUCCUGUUGUUUUUUGUCUGCAUCUGCAUACUAUUUGUGAUCUUUGUACCGCAUGGCGAGUCCGAUUUGAAAAGUUAUCAUUAUCAAACAUCUUCAUGUUCUAUUGCCCUUGUAAGUGUUCAUACUUUUCAGUGAUUGUAUCUCUUCCCCUAGUGUCCAGGCUUCAAAUGUCUUAGUUCUCGAUUUAAGAGAUAAAUACAAGUAAUUGAAAUUACAGAGGGAUAAUCCAUCAUUUAUAUCUCAAACAACCAGAUUAAGGCUUGUCAAAGAGCCAGAUCCAACCAGUGUGCAUUUUCUCAACAAAAAAAAGGGGAUCUCUGCGGACCUGUGUCCCAUUGUUUGCAUGCUGCUGUAACUUAGUUCAAAGCAUUCUUUGUGGCGAUUGUCAAUGUACUGACAAGCUUUUAAAGAUGAUUACAUUUAUAAUAGAUAUGAUUUUUUUGUGCAUUAGUCUGUAGUGACAUGCAUGAACGUCCAUUCAUGGGAGAAAACAUUUUAGUGAGGAUCGUUUGCCUUUGACCUGAACCAUAUCCUUGUUCCGACUUCCUAAAUAAUCUUUUUUUUUUUUUUUUUACAAAGCUAUUAAUCCAAAUUCUAAUGGACUAAUUUUGGUAUGGUCAGUGCUUUUACUAAUGCAUUAGUGAUACAGUAUGUUACAGUUUGUGGAGUGGGCCUAAAAUUGUGUUUUGACAGAACUACACCCUCAUAAGGUCUUUUGAAUGUCUGUGAAAGCUUUUUGCUAAUAACUGUGCAAUAUUAAUUUAAUUUGGCUUUAGCUAAGCCCUAUUUGUUACUCAAAAUAAAGUUUGGAAAU